AUGGAAAAUAUGGAGCAGAAUCAAGGGACAUUUCAGAGACAGCAUCAACAGGACUUGAAGCUGAGUGAAGUUGCAGGUUAUCCGAGGACAUUUGAUCCUAAUUUCAAGGGGCCUGUUGCCAAGAGGAGUUGUACGGAUGUUCUGUGCUGCAUCAUCUUCAUACUGUUCAUCAUUGCCUACAUUCUUUUAGGACUUGUGGCCUGGGUACAUGGAGACCCCAGGAGAGUGGCCUACCCUACAGACAGCAAGGGCCACUUUUGUGGCCAGAAGGGCACCCCCAAUGAGAACAAGACCAUUUUGUUUUACUUUAACUUGUUCAGCUGUACCAGUCCCUCUGUGGUGGUAAACUUACAGUGCCCUACCACACAGAUCUGUGUCUCCAAGUGCCCAGAAAAAUUUUUAACUUACAUGGAAAUACAGUUUAUGUACAGAACAAACAAACACUAUUGGAUGUACUACAGCCAGUUCUGCAAAUCCCCUUUUGUUAAGCCUGCAAAGACUGUCACACAAGUCUUACUGGAUGAUGAUUGUCCAAUGGCAAUUUUUCCAAGCAAGCCAUUUCUCCAGAGAUGUUUCCCUGACUUCACUACUAAAAAUGGCACUUUGACAGUAGGAAAUAAGACAAUAUUUGAAGAUGGAAGUGGAAAGAAAAGAAAUGCUAUAGAACUCAGGAGAGCUGCAAAUCGUGUCAAUAAAAUCCUUGAUGCAAGGGCAAUUGGAAUGAAAGUAUUUGAAGACUAUGCAACAACUUGGUAUUGGAUUCUCAUUGGCCUGACUAUCGCCAUGCUCCUUAGUUGGUUGUUUGUGAUACUCCUGAGGUUCACAGCUGGAUUCCUCUUCUGGGUCUUCAUGGUGGGUGUGAUUGGAAUUAUAGGUUAUGGAAUAUGGCACUGUUACCAGGAACAUAGCAAUCUUCAGGGACGGCCAAAUUCUCACUUAACUAUAUAUGACAUCGGGUUUCAGACAGAUAUAAGCAUGUACUUCCAACUGAAACAAACAUGGUUUGCAUUUAUGAUAAUACUCUGCCUUCUUGAAGUGUUUAUCAUCCUCAUGCUGAUCUUCCUCAGGGAACGAAUCCGCAUCUCCAUUGCCCUGCUGAAGGAAGGGAGCAAAGCCAUUGGAUACCUCCCUACUACAUUAAUUUAUCCGGUUUUAACUUUCAUUUUCCUCUCCAUCUGUAUUGCCUACUGGGCAGUGACAGCAAUUUACUUGGCUACAUCGGGGGUACCUAUAUACAAAGUCAUAUCCCCAGAAAGGACAUGUAAACAUGAAAAUACAACCUGUAACCCAGAGAUUUUUAAUACAACUGAAAUUGCCAGAGUUUGCCCUGGGGCUCAGUGUAACUUUGCUUUCUAUGGUGGAAAGAGCCUAUACCAUCAGUAUGUCCCUACCUUCCAGAUGUUCAACCUAUUUGUCUUUCUCUGGCUUAUAAACUUCAUCAUUGCACUGGGUCAGUGUGCCCUUGCUGGUGCCUUUGCUUCUUAUUACUGGGCCUUGAAAAAACCUGAUGACAUCCCACAGUAUCCAGUUUUUACUGCAUUUGGACGAGCCAUACGAUAUCACACAGGAUCCCUAGCAUUUGGAUCUUUAAUUCUUGCAUUAAUUCAAAUGUUUAAAUUAGUCCUAGAAUACUUGGACCACCGUCUUAAAGAGGCCCAGAACAACAUUUCUAAAUUUCUACAAUGCUGCCUGAAAUGCUGUUUCUGGUGUUUGGAAAAAAUGGUAAAGUUUUUUAACAGAAAUGCCUAUGUUAUGAUUGCAAUAUAUGGCAAAAACUUCUGCAGGUCAGCAAGAGAUGCUUUCAAUCUGUUGAUGAGAAAUGUUUUAAAAGUUGCAGUUAUGGAUAAAGUUACAGACUUUGUACUAAUCCUGGGGAAAAUUCUAGUUGCUGGAUGUAUAGGUGUGCUGGCCUUCUUACUGUUCACCCACAGAUUGCCAAUGAUGAUAGAAGGACCAACAUCUUUAAAUUACUACUGGGUACCUUUGCUGACAGUCAUUAUUGGAUCUUACCUAGUUGCACAUGGGUUCUUCAGCGUCUAUGCAAUGUGUAUUGAUACAAUUUUCAUCUGCUUCUUGGAAGAUAUAGAAAGAAACGAUGGUUCUGCUGAAAGGCCCUAUUACAUGAGUCAGUCUCUACUGAAGAUUCUGAACGAGCCAAGUAUGCAAACUAAGAAGCAUUAGAAGUGCAAACUGUGGUCAUCCUGCAGCGGUGUUACCUAAUCUUCAUCUGCUGUGUCUGCACAAUACUAGUUUCAUAAGUGCUUUGUGUUUGGAACACUGUAUUCACCACCUUGUUGGCUUUUAUUUGCAUGUUUAAUACCAAAGCUUAUACUGUAAUAUGUGAAGCCAUCAGAAGUUGCAAGGGAAUUGUUAAUAACAUGGUACAUUUUUAUACUAAGAUCUUUUGUUUUGUAAUUCAUUUUUAAAUAUAGUGGCUUGGAUGUUUUGAAAACACUAGUGAAUAUGUUCAUAUUCUUUUAAAUAUUACAUUGGAAAAUGAAACGUUAUUUAAAUCGAUAGCUCCUAAUAUAUUUUUUAAAUUACAACUAAAAGAUUUCUGCAGGGAAAAUUGGUCAACAAA
Odobenus rosmarus divergens (Pacific walrus) is the source of this 2581-nucleotide messenger RNA. It is a transcript of the gene SLC44A5, whose product is annotated as solute carrier family 44, member 5. Bases 1 to 2181 code for a protein of 726 amino acids. Gene Ontology annotation, cellular component: membrane. Gene Ontology annotation, biological process: transmembrane transport. The transcript is spliced from 22 exons. Lineage: Eukaryota; Metazoa; Chordata; Mammalia; Carnivora; Odobenidae. Gene Ontology annotation, molecular function: transmembrane transporter activity. The record is from RefSeq and is a predicted model, not a curated record.